GGAGAACAGCCGCACGGUGGCAGCAGCACGCGCACCUCCACUGGACCGUCGAGUAAGAGCGAGCUGUUUAUUAUUGUAGCCCCAUAGGUUUGACGAUUAAUCGAAUUUAAGGACUCGCGGAUAUUUAAAUUCAAGGUCCUAACGAUGAGCAGUUCUGAAGAGGUGUCGUGGAUCUCCUGGUUCUGUGGGCUCAGAGGAAACGAGUUUUUCUGUGAGGUGGAUGAAGACUACAUCCAGGACAAAUUCAAUCUGACUGGGCUUAAUGAGCAGGUUCCUCACUACCGCCAAGCUUUAGACAUGAUUCUCGACUUGGAACCAGAUGAGGAGCUGGAAGACAACCCUAACCAGAGUGACCUAAUCGAGCAGGCUGCUGAGAUGCUCUACGGCCUCAUUCACGCCCGCUACAUCCUCACCAACCGAGGCAUCGCUCAGAUGUUGGAAAAAUAUCAGCAAGGAGACUUUGGUUACUGCCCUCGGGUCUAUUGUGAGAAUCAGUCGAUGCUUCCCAUCGGUCUUUCAGACAUCCCCGGCGAGGCCAUGGUGAAGCUCUACUGCCCCAAGUGUAUGGACGUCUACACGCCCAAAUCCUCCAGGCACCACCACACUGACGGCGCCUAUUUUGGAACUGGCUUUCCCCACAUGCUGUUCAUGGUUCACCCAGAGUAUCGAUCCAAGAGGCCUGCUAACCAGUUUGUCCCGAGGCUCUACGGCUUCAAAAUCCACCCGAUGGCCUACCAGCUGCAGCUGCAGGCCGCGUCCAGCUUCAAGAGCCCUGUCAAAGCCACUAUCCGCUAGAGCCCAGUCAAGAAGAUGGUGUGAGGCAGACGUGAAAGAGUCAGUGCUGGGAUGGAAGCACACGCAGCAGACUUGUUUUCAGUGCCAAAAACAACAGCAGACAGGUCAUUUAUACUCAACUUAGCUGUGGCUUUUCUACAUUUACCUUGUGUUCAGUUCGAGCUGCUGUAGCACAAUAAGGUCAGCUCGCAAUGGGGGUGCAGUCGUUUGACUCUACAGCGACA
Molecule: messenger RNA, 1019 nt
Organism: Synchiropus splendidus (mandarinfish)
Lineage: Eukaryota; Metazoa; Chordata; Actinopteri; Syngnathiformes; Callionymidae
Gene: csnk2b
Product: casein kinase 2, beta polypeptide
Exons: 7
Coding region: 145-795 (216 amino acids)
Cellular component (GO): cytoplasm; protein kinase CK2 complex
Molecular function (GO): protein kinase regulator activity
Source: RefSeq, a predicted model, not a curated record